AUGGCUUCGCCGACCCCUCAAUCAGAGAAUGAUGCCACAUCCACUAUAUAUCCGGAGUCCUACUAUAGCAGACAUCAUCUCUACUCGUACAACGGAACCAUCGACUGCUUCCGAGUUAUAUGGCCUAUUUUCGCCCCCAUCUCAGAAAACCUGAUAGCCAACGAUGCAACCGAUCCACUUUCAGCCACGCGACCGUACUUCGACCUCCAAACACAAACCUUUCAUCCAAUUUCCAAAGCCUACGUAACUCACCUACCAGCCUCAACCAUGUCCUUCAGAGUCCAGUGUCUGGGAGAUUACCAGUCUUAUGUUGACGACUGCUGUAUCUGUAUCCAAGCCUAUGACCUUGAAGAGUGCCAGUGUCGCGAUCGUGAUAUAGAUGUCGACCCUUUGAUCGUCAGCAAUCCUCGUGGGGUGACUAUCGGCAACGUCGUAUCCGCUGGCAGCAAUUUUUUCGCGGCGCACAAGAGGUCAAUCUUGAUUGCUGAAAGCUUUGAUAAGAAGAUUUUAGGAAUUGUAGGGGGGUGUCAUGGGGAAGAUGAGGAGGGAAAUAUCAAGCCACUACCAGAGAAUUCACGGCUUUAUUUGAAAGCCCCAUUUCUUCAUUCCUUUGUAUUCAAGGAGGACACAGGGAAUGGGGCGACGUUGGAUACGUUCCGAGGGACAACGGCCGAGUGGGCGAUGAGGGUAAAGAAGAAAGGAUACACUGUCUUUGCAGCUGGAGAAGUUCCUGAGAGAGUUAUCGGUAGGAUUGAUGCUACUCCAAUGACUGAUUAG
Messenger RNA from Hymenoscyphus albidus, 777 nucleotides. The record is from the annotation of a GenBank genome assembly. NCBI's taxonomy places the organism in Eukaryota, Fungi, Ascomycota, Leotiomycetes, Helotiales, Helotiaceae.